AUGGUGAACCUUCCUGUCUCGCCGUCUCGCUCUCCACGCUCCUCCCCUUCGACUCCGUCUGUGCCCUAUUCGCUCCAACACGCCGCGGCCGACGCCCAGCCCGUGUCGCGGGUUCCCGCGAACGACACUCACCGACACCUGCCUGCCGCGCGGAUCUUUCCGGUUCUGUCGAAUCCUGGAGCCGUGAUCUCGGCGUUGUCCCCGUCGCACGGAGAGCAGCGAGCGAAUGCACAGGACGUGGACGGAGAGACAGGGCGACGCGUGCUCGGCACUGAAGGCCAUAGUGGGUUUGGGGAACCGCGAGACGGCGCCUCUCCUAGGGGACAUGGCGGCAGCGGAGCGGGCGAAGAGAGCCGAGCAGGCGCCUUGUCGGCCUCGUCGCCGUUCAGCUCGCCGCCGAGAACCAAUAGCGGCGUGAAGUCCCCUUUGAUCAACGGCGCGUUUCGAGACGACGCGUUUCUGCCCCUGAUUUCGCCCGGUGCGAGCGCCUCUUUCCUCUCCCCGGCAGCCCGCUCGAACAUGCAAGAGAAAACCAAAGAGACACCGGUCCCCCUCACCGCCGAGGACAUCGAACACCUCCAAGCCAAGGCCAGCAUCGCCGCAAACCUCGAAAAAUGGCCAGAUGUGAUUCGAGCCAUGAAGAAAGUGGCCCAAGCGCGGCCGAACUUUGACGCAACUCAACGGUCCCUCGUGAUUCACGCGUACACGAACCUUGCAAACGAGGCGCGGCACGCGCGAAAGACGCUGGACGGUUACUCGUCGGCGCUUUCCUCGCUCCGCAACUGGGAGGCGCCUGCCAGGGAUGCUCAGGGCGGCCACGAGACGUGGAAAGACGAGAAGAGCGAGAAACAGGCGCAUGCAUCCGAGCGCGAGGCGAAGCGGAAGCGCGCAGAAGAAGAACGCCUGGCCACACGAACGCUGGGAAACGGCCUUGUGCCCACCAACCAGCUGCGCGAAUUCGAGCCUUUCUUCGAAUUCUGCGUCGGCCUGUACAAGCAGAGAAUCACGGAAGAUCUCGCUUCCCUCAACGAAGACCUCGACCGCUUCGUCCUGGGCGUUCUUCUGCCCCAGGCUGAGAAUCUCGAAGCGGCUGCGGCGUAUCAGCAGCUUCGGGGCGACGUCAGUAGACACACAGCGGCGCUGGCGAAGAACGCAGACGUGCGCCGGCGCAUGGAGGAGCGCGCGCUGCGAGCCUACGAAUCGGGCCUCCAGUUCACAGAGCAAGACGCAGAGCUAAAGGUGACGGCCUUGCAUCUGGGGAUCGUGCUGAACUACGGAUGUGAGAACAAACACACACGGAACCGCGUUGGAAAGAGCUUCUCAAUCUCGCUGAAGAAAGAAGACUGCGGGGACGACGAGGAGAAAGGAAUUCUACUAAAGAGCAUGAACAAUGGAGAGCAAACCAAUAGGGCGAUUGAGCUCGUGGCCUCGGAGUUCAGAUACUCUGUCGAAAACAUGUACCAAGUCCGAAACGAGGAAGAAUAUCAACGCGUCCUAGUUAUCCUCGGCCUUCUGCGUGACAACAUCGAGAACUGGUGUGCAGAGACAGGCCGGACAGACGUGCAGACUUUGCUGGGCAUGGACUACCACACUCAGUCGUCGGGCCAGUCCCUCGAUGCAGGCAGCGUCGCUUCCUUGAGCUAA
Molecule: messenger RNA, 1644 nt
Organism: Neospora caninum
Lineage: Eukaryota; Apicomplexa; Conoidasida; Eucoccidiorida; Sarcocystidae
Product: putative 14-3-3 protein
Exons: 8
Coding region: 1-1644 (547 amino acids)
Biological process (GO): signal transduction
Cellular component (GO): cytoplasm
Source: RefSeq, a predicted model, not a curated record